Aphis gossypii (cotton aphid) is the source of this 7948-nucleotide messenger RNA. RefSeq names its product protein kinase C (gene Pkc98E). The transcript is spliced from 16 exons. The coding region runs from base 757 to 2997 and encodes 746 amino acids. Gene Ontology annotation, molecular function: diacylglycerol-dependent serine/threonine kinase activity; ATP binding. The record is from RefSeq and is a predicted model, not a curated record. Gene Ontology annotation, biological process: protein phosphorylation. Lineage: Eukaryota; Metazoa; Arthropoda; Insecta; Hemiptera; Aphididae.
GUCGUCGUCAGGUCCCGCGACGUGUAAUCCGGUGGUCGGGCGGCGGGGAAUACCGGAAAAACGCACUGCAAACAUCGAUAGGCGACGGCGCCCGUGACGCGCGAGUGUGCCGCCGCCGUGUGUGUGCGGUGAGAAGGAAAAAAAGGAUGUGACCGGAGCACUACGAAAAUGGGCGUCCGCGGUUGAUGUCGGUCGGUCGGUCGGAGCAGCAGCACAGCUAUUAUCAAUUCACAGUCGCCGCGUUCUUUGUACCGCCGCCGCCGCCGCCGCCGCACCGGAGAGCACCGCCGACGUACGUCUACGUACGCGGCCGCCGUGGUUAGUAGUCGGACGGCAGACAAUGGUGCGAUACGUCCGUCGCCGCCGCCGUUGAAUGUCGCGCGCGAUAUUAAUUUAUUGUAAUAUAAAAAUAAUUAUUAAUUCUCACUUGUCGUUACCGCCGAGAAAAGGGCCGCGCGCGCCGUCCGCACCACUGUUACAAUAUUCUCUAUCGUGAUUAUUAUCGGUCGGUUUUGAGAGCACAAAAAAAAAUUAUACAUAAUUAAUAAUUUAACUAAAAUUAAUUUACACCGUAUUCGUGUUGUAACGUCUGUACCUAUAUUUCUGCCCGUCAAUACGUUUUGUUUCUACUGCAAUAAUAAUAUUAUUAUAUAUUAAUAAAAUAUAUUUUAUAGUCGACUGCGCCCGAGGAGUUAAGGUGUCGUUGAAUUUGAACUUUUUCUUCCCGUUCGUCUUGUCGAAAUCCGAACCCGGAUUAUGAUCGGCGUCGAGAAGAAAGACGACGGCGACCGUUCGACCGUGUCGAUGGACCAGACGUUUACGGGCACCAUACGCAUCAAGCUCUGUGAGGCGUCGGGCCUGCGGCCAACAGACCUGCAGACCCGUCUCAAGAACAUGUCUUUUGUGAAGUCUGAAGAUCCGUUACUGGACGCAUACGUCAGUAUCGACGUUGACGACAACAUACUGCUCCGGUCGUCUACUGUGCCCAAAACCUAUGAUCCUGUCUGGAAUGAGUAUUUCACUCAAGACGUUCACGACGCCAACCGAUUGGGCUUGACAGUAUUCCAUGAUGCCGUCAUUGAAGACUUGUUUGUGGCUAAUUGUAAGCUGUCGUUCAGUGAACUUAUUCAACGUGAAAUUUCAGAGGAUCAGGAGUUCUGGGUGCAUUUAGAACCCCAAGGAAAAUUGCAUCUUCGAAUAGAUCUGAAAUGGAAUUCAAAAGAAUUACCAGUACGCCCGUUAGAAUUCAAAGAACGGCAAGGCCUAUUGAACCGAAGACGCGGAGCCAUGAGAAGACGUGUACAUCAAGUGAACGGACACAAGUUUAUGGCGACAUUCCUCAGACAACCAACAUUUUGUUCACAUUGCAGGAAUUUCAUAUGGGGAUUUGGCAAACAAGGAUAUCAAUGUCAAGUUUGCACGUGCGUUGUCCACAAACGUUGUCAUGCGGAAGUAGUGACGAUCUGUCCAGGAUUCGGAAAAAAAGAGUUAAGUCAAGGAAACCAAUCUCAACGGUUCAGUGUCAAUGUUCCUCAUAGAUUCAAACCACAUACUUAUAAAAUAUUUACAUUUUGUGAUCAUUGUGGUUCACUACUUUACGGAAUCUAUAGACAAGGCCUGCAAUGCGAAGUUUGUACUUUAAAUGUGCACAGAAGAUGUGUGAAAAACGUCGCGAAUAAUUGUGGCAUUAAUCCUCGCGAAAUGGCAGAUACAUUACGAAGCUGUGGUUUGAAUGUCAGCAAAAAUGUUGACUGGCCUGGUGGAAAUGGUAGUUUUAGCGUCAGCAGCGUUUCAGGAAGCGGAAGUGGUUUGCACCGUGAUCUCAGUCAACAAUCUAGCAAUAUAUUGAACAUUAUGUCUGAUAAGCAUUCCUCGCAGGACAAACGAAGUAGUGACAAAAUGUCCAAAUUGAACCAAAGCAUGAGCUGUUUUAACUUAGGUAAUCGAAAAAUGAGCGUAACAGAUUUUACUUUCAUAAAAGUGUUGGGCAAAGGAAGUUUCGGUAAAGUGAUGUUGGCUGAAAAACGAGGAACUGAUGAAGUCUAUGCUGUCAAAGUGUUGAAAAAAGACGUGAUUGUACAAGACGACGACGUAGAUUGCACCAUGACUGAGAAACGCAUUUUAGCCCUCGCGGCCAAGCAUCCGUUUUUAACGGCUUUACAUUCUUCUUUUCAGACCAAAGAUCGUUUGUUUUUUGUCAUGGAGUAUGUGAACGGUGGCGAUCUGAUGUUUCAAAUACAAAGAGCUAGGAAGUUUGACGAACUACGCGCUAGAUUUUACGCAGCAGAAGUAACGCUUGCUUUGCAAUUUCUACAUCGGCAUGGUGUAGUCUAUAGGGAUUUGAAAUUGGACAACAUAUUAUUGGACAAUGAAGGCCACUGUAAGCUUGCUGAUUUUGGAAUGUGCAAAGAAGGCAUAAUUGACGGAGUAACUACUACCACAUUUUGUGGAACCCCUGAUUACAUAGCUCCCGAAAUUCUUCAAGAAUUAAAUUACGGUGCAAGUGUCGAUUGGUGGGCAUUAGGUGUUCUUAUGUACGAAAUGAUGGCUGGCCAACCGCCAUUUGAAGCUGACAACGAAGACGAUCUUUUUGAAUCUAUUUUGCACGACGACGUUCUUUAUCCGGUCUGGCUUAGUAAAGAAGCAGUAUCCAUUUUAAAAGGGUUUAUGACAAAAAACCGUAACAAACGUCUCGGCUGUGUGGUGGCCGAUGGUUUAGAAUCAGCUAUAAGAACUCAUUCAUUUUUUCGAGAUUUGGAUUGGGAUGCCUUAGAAAACCGUCGUAUCAAACCGCCUUUCAAACCAAAAAUUAAAAAUAAAAAAGAUGCAAUGAACUUCGACGCCGAGUUUACCAAGGAAGAACCAGUCUUGACACCCGUGCCCGUGGAUGUAACUUUAUCUAUUAACCAAGAAGAAUUUCAAGGAUUCUCAUUCGUCAAUUUUGAUUUUAAUCCAAGCAAAUUCAUCUCUUCUCAAUCUUCAGAUUCUUCUAAAUAAUAAUAGUCCUACCAGACAAAACAUUUAACUCUGCUGAAAAUCGAUUCGAAGAGAAUUUUAACGAACAAUCUGCAAUAAACAAAAAUGAUUGUUAUGUGAUACGCACAAGUCUACAUAUUGGUAUUAUUACUCACGAGUUGCCUCUAAUAUAGUUUAUAUAUAUAUAAAUUUAUAUAUAACUUCUAAUAUGAUUAUCACUCUAAUAUUUGUCUAGUCUAGGAUCAAUUAAGCGAAUCGAUCGAUCCUGCAAUAUUGAUUAGUUUAGCUAAAUCUAAUAAAGUACCUAAUUUAUUAUUAAAGUAUAUAAUAUGCCCGUGCUCGAAAUGAUAUAGAAUUCUAUCGUAAAUUAAACAGUAUUAUUUUGCAUUUUAUUAUAUAACCAAACUAGUCACUUAUAUUAUUAUAUCGAUCACCUUCGAAUAUCACUCAAUUAUUUAAUGUGUAUAUAUAUUAAUUGAACGUUAAUUUACUGCGAAUUACGAUGAUACUUAUUAUUUUUUACUGUACGCUAUGUAUUUUUGUUUACCAUUAUAAACAUCUAUACAAAGUGACCAUUAAAAAUUCGUCAAUCUUUAUGACAUACGAUUCCGAGUGAUAUGACUGUUACUAUAUAUAUCAUAUAGUAACACAUAUUAUGUAACGUAAAAUUCUAAUACUUACCUACGAAUUUGUUAUGAUCUAAUUAUUAUAAUAUAUUAUUAUAUAUAGAAACCAACGUCAAAACUUUCAAACUAAUUUACAAUUAUUUUGUCGCCUAAAAUGCGUAUAAUAGUCCAUUUAAAAAAAACAUCACGAAACUUUGGACGUAUUUAUAAAAUAUAUACUUACCCUUAAAUAAAAUAUUUAUGUAUUAUUAUAUAUUAUUAUUUUUUAUAAAUAAUAAAUACGUCCUAAGGAUCUCAAAUGCUUUGGCAGCGGCUCGUCCAACAAUGGACUUAGAACUAAUGUAAUAUAUAUUAUAAUUUAAAAUUAGUCUCGGGUUACCUGUAUCGAACAACAAUCAUUUUUAGAUUUAAAUAUAAACUCGAUUAAGUUAUAAUAUAACAUAGGCAAUUAUAUUGUAUAGGUUUUUAGGUAUAUUAUUAUAAAUUUUAUUGUAAACUAGUUUCGUUAAAAGAAAAAGAAAUAACUAUUACAAAUUUAUUUUUAAAAACAAUUUUACUGAUUUUUUUCUCAGAUUAGAUAUAAAAGUGUGUUCAUUCAAGUGGCCUUUAAAUGUUUAAUUUUUAGUAAAGUACGCAAUAUGUAACGAAGACACGGACCAUUUAGUAAAUAAAUAUAUUGAACAAACAUUAUGUAUUAUGUGUUAAAAUUAGGAUAUCAUAAUAAUUUAAAGGACAAUUUAUUGAAUGGCCAUACUCGUAGCCCGUACAUAAAAACGAUUAUCUAUAAUAUAUUAUUAUAUAUUUACUAUAACGUAGAAUAAUAUAAUGUUAUGCUACGAACGUUCUUCUGUUUUAUUCGUUUUUAAACGUGGCCUACUGAACAGGGUCGUAUUGUGGAACGGCGUGUACAAUCUCGAAUCUAUUUUUACUAUGUUAGAUAAAUGGCACAAAUCGACGUGACAUUAUAUUUAAAUUUUUCGGUUACCGCGGCCGUGCACGUUACUAGUAUUAUCGUGCACAUAGGAAUGAUAUUAUAUUAAUAUUGUAAUGCGCGCGCUAACGGACGGACGAUCGGUUCCGCGCCGCCAUCGUCGACGAUACGAUGUGAAAUUUUUCUUUCGCUUUCCGUCGGAAAUACGCACGCGUCUAGGUCAAUGGGUAAUACGGUUUUCUUCGUCUCAUUAUUCUGUACCCAGUCGUUUCAAUACAGAACAUAACGUGUGUAACGUCCUAGUAUUUAGCUACACUUGUUAUCCUUAUUACCCAUGUCAUAAUAAUAAUAUAUUAAACGUUGUUGUGCAUUUGAUAAACGAUUUCCCGACGAUCAUAAAAAUACAACAUAAACGCUUACGAUUUUUCAACCGAACAAAACGACACUCAAGUCUCUCCGCGUAGACGUGGGUGCACUUUCCCAUAACAAUAAUCCUAUUAUUAUCCCUCACGCUUUUCAGCUUUUGCCGUUGCCUCCGUUUGUUCACGCGUAACCACCCUAUAACAAACCGGCACGACACUCUUCAAACCGUCCACUCGUACGGGGUAAACGGUCAAAAUCCAAUGGAUUUUGAAUUUGAACCAUCGGAAAUAUCGGCGGUCGUCCGGUGUCAUCCAGUACUUGAUUUUCAGUAAAAUUAACUAGAUUCGCAUUAUAUGCGUACAAAUAAGCAAUCCAAAAACCGUAUAAUAUUCGACUGUAUUCGAUUCGAUAAAUGUUCAAAUGAUGAAUUCAAUAUGGUUCGAGCUUUUGCCGUUAAACCUCUGCUGCAGUGUCAGCGAUACUGUCACACAACUCCGAAACAAUGAGACUUCUUGACGUACUUAUGAGGAAUAUAUUAUAUUAUACUCCCUUGUGCAGCCUGCAGUAAACCGCGAGUCUUAAACCCUACCUACAUGCCUAGUCACGUGAUGUUAGACUUGAACGGAAAGCGAAUACUCCGAUCGAUAAACACAUCGUAUCACUGUGAGCGUAUUACACUUUUUUUAUCGUAUCCCGCAAAUAAUAAAAUAAUAUAAUACAACGAUUAUUGACGAUUUUAAGGGAACUUUUUUAUAUUGUUUACCUAAUACACAUACCAUUGAGAUAUAAUAUGACACGGGUAAACUAUCCAUAUAGGUAGUAUUAUAGAAUAAUAAUAUGCUGUAACGGCACUAUAAUAUAAAAUGUUACGUAACACGGCGUACUGCCCUUCCACCGACACUGUUCUACAAUAAUAUUUGAAACAUAAUAAUAUUAUGUCAUAUAUUAUUAUUAUUAUUACGAUUUCCGAUAUAGAUCUGCUUAGUAUUUGUAAUUACAACAGUAGAUUUUAAUGAUGAUAUUUAUACAUACGGGUUCGAACGGAUCAUAUUUAUAUCUGUAGAUCACAUGUUUUUUAAUAAAAAAAUAUGUCUUAUGUCUUUUUAACAUUUCCUAUUUAUAAUAUAAUACUAUUAUUAUACUAUAUACGAAUAUGCUCAUAAAAGCAAUUUAAUAAUAUUAUAAUAUUAUGUACGAUUUAUAUAGACUUUUUUUUUCGUUUUUUUUUUUACAGCUAUUGAUAUGAAUAGGCUUAUCAAUAACGUUAAACGACGUGUUACCUAUAGCUGGUGUUUUCAUAUUUUGGUCAAAGACCAUGGUAGUUUACAGCAUAAUUGUUUUUAAUGAUUUUUGUUCAUUUUAAUUCUAUGAAAUCCGAACGACUACGAUUACGACAACGUACCUAUUUUUGAAUAAUAAAAAAAUAUAUAAAAAAAAAGAUAAACAAAUAAAAUAUAUUAUAUAUAUUAUUAUAAAAGCUAUUAGUGAUAAUAACUUAGGUUUAAUUAUAAAAAAAUUCUAAUAUAAAUACCAUUAGUGUUUAAUUGUCUAUAUAUUUAUAUAUACAUAAUAUAGAAAGGCGUAAAAAUGUGUCUACACAAAUUAAAUUAUUUACUUUUAACGUUCAAAACUGCGUCGUUUAUAGUAUAUAAUAUAUAUUAUAUAUCUUAUUAUAUUAUUAUUAUGCACAAUUAUUUACGUUGUCCGAAAGGAAUAUAUUAUUAUUAUUAUUAUUAUUAUUAUUAUUAUUAUAAUUAUCAUCAUCAUUGUAUUAUUAUUAUUAUUAUUAUUAUUAUUAUUAUUAUUAUUAUCAUCAUCAUUAUAGUGUUAGGAAUACAAAACAUUACAUUUUAAUAUUAUGCAAUUAUCAUUAGUUAAAAUGAUUACCACUUAUAUAAAGAACAUUAAUGCACUUAAAUUUAAUAAUUAAUCAUAAUAAUUCGUUCAUUAUAUUGUGGGCUUGUCAAUUUUAUUUCUUUAUUUCAAUCUUCUUCUGGGUGCUGAAAACUUCCCAAUAUUUGUUAUUAUUAUUAGUAUUAGUAUUAUUUACGUUAGCCAUGAGGUAAUUGUUCGUGGCUAUGAGAAGUUCACUGAUUAUUUUCCAAACGCAUUUUUUAUUUUAUGACAUACCUACAUGUAGGUAGUGCAAAAUAUAAUAUUACCUUAUCGUUUUUUUUUUAAUUAUUUUAAUAUUAUUAUAGUUUUUAUGUGCAAAUCACGUGUUCUAUUAAACUAUAUUUAUGUUUAAAUAAUUACUUUUAUAUAAUUCAUUGAUUGGAAUCAAAUAUAUACCUAGUUAUUAUUGUUAUUCUGUUUAACAAACUUUAAAAAUCUCAUCCAAAAAGUUAAUUAUUUAACGUUUAUUAUUAUUAUUAUUAUUAUUACUCUAAAUAAAUGAUUAUAUUAUAAUAUUAUGUAUAUUUAAAUAUUAUAAGCAAAACGACCUAGUCAUCACAUAUUUGUUAUCACCAAUAAGGUACUUUUAGUAAUUAUUAUUAUUAUUAUUAUUAUUAAAGAUCAUACCUCUAUCUAUGUUGUGUACGCAGUGUAGUUUUUUUUUUUUUAGUUCAUGUUUUUUCUAUUCAGUAUUAUUAAUUAAGUUUAUGUAAUUUUAUUAUAUUCUUGUAUGUUUUAAUGAUUUUUCCUUUAUAUGAUUUAAAGCCGUUUGUUUUUAAAAUGUUUUUCGUUUCAUAACUACUUUGUUAUAAUAUAAUGUAUUAUUUUUGAUGUUGUUGAAUUUGUUUUGAGUCAUUACAGUUACGUUAUAAUUUUGUGCCAAAAUGUGUGUUUAAAUUAAUAUUGUAUUCAAUCGGUAUUUAAUUUAUAAUAUUUUUUCAUUUGUGUCUAUUCCUUUAAUACCUCGCGCUUUUUAAAAUACUAAUAAUGAGUUUUUACAUUUUAUGUUAUUUAAUUAUAAAAAUAAAUUAUAUUACUUUGAUAUGUUUUUAAAAAAAAAAUCAUGCUAUAGCUUACAGGAAAUUGUAAUUUAAAUAAUUAUUUUAACAUUUUUUGUUGUUUUUUUUUUUUUUAAUAAAAUAUCAAAUGAGCCUUA